AUGUGCGUUUCUUUGUUGUCAUCUCAAUUCCACCUGAUCAACAUACGCGAGGGAAUCACGUGGAAUCCGGUGGAGUCUGCGUUCAAUAUGAUUUGGCGUCAUUUUGAGGUCUGUCGCGAAAUGCUCCCGGAAAAAACUCAGGAUAUUGUGUGUGGACCCAAUUGUUCGGCGCCCAUCAUCGAGUUUGACCUAACUGCUGCACCCAGGACGAACAGUCGUAAAUGCACGCACGACGCUUCCGUGCAAUGUGGAAAAGCGGAGCCAAACUUUGGACCGGAGUUUGACACACAAGCCGACCGUCAGCAGGCCAUGGGGCGGACCAAGACGGCCAUGAUGGGACCUGGAUGUGACCCGACCGUGUUCUUCGCCAGCCUGCAGCAGGCAUUGGAUGGCGCUUUGCUGCAACUGGACGGAGUGUUGCGCCACCUGUUGCUGUCUGACCACUCCGUCGAAGGUGUGCAACCAUCGCCUCGUGCCCGGUUACGGUUGGCUACAGCGACUGGCCUCCUGAAUCAACAUGAAUUUGUGUACUACUCGGAAGCCUGCGUCAUACAGAUGACCAAUACGGAAAACUGCUUGCUUGCCCUUAACGAGUUCACAGAGCCCAUUUGU
Molecule: messenger RNA, 612 nt
Organism: Opisthorchis viverrini
Lineage: Eukaryota; Metazoa; Platyhelminthes; Trematoda; Opisthorchiida; Opisthorchiidae
Exons: 3
Source: RefSeq, a predicted model, not a curated record